UUUUCCUCUGCUCUUCUCCUCUCUUCUUUUUUGCUCGCUUCCUCAGGUUUUCUCCUUCCUUUUUUUUUUUUCCUGUGUCGCCCUCCAAAGCUUUCUUUUAGAUCCGUAACGAUCUUUGACGUUCAACCAUGGCAUCAAAGCGGAUCUUGAAGGAGCUCAAGGAUCUCCAGAAAGACCCACCUACAUCUUGCAGCGCUGGCCCGGUAGCUGAAGACAUGUUUCAUUGGCAAGCGACGAUAAUGGGUCCCCCGGAUAGUCCUUAUGCAGGAGGAGUUUUUCUAGUUACCAUUCAUUUCCCUCCUGAUUAUCCAUUUAAACCACCAAAGGUUGCAUUCAGAACUAAAGUUUUUCACCCAAAUAUCAACAGCAAUGGCAGUAUCUGUCUUGACAUUUUGAAAGAACAGUGGAGCCCUGCCUUGACAAUAUCCAAGGUGUUGCUUUCCAUUUGUUCCUUGUUGACGGACCCAAACCCAGACGAUCCGCUAGUGCCAGAGAUCGCACAUAUGUACAAGACGGAUAGGACCAAGUACGAGACAACUGCUAGAAGCUGGACCCAGAAGUAUGCCAUGGGCUAACGAGCUUAGUGGUGAGGGCAUUUAGGAAGUUGAAUUAUAUUCCUUGUUAUGUAUAAAAAUGAUGUGUGGUCUGUACUUUUUAAUCUUGUAAUAGACUUAUAUUUGCUCCCUUGAAAAUUAAGACUAUAUUUGUAUUCUCAACUAUGAACAUCUAUAGACCUCUCUCCAUGUUGUUUAAUAUACCAAGUGAUGUAUUUUUCUUUCCGUUAUA
Humulus lupulus (European hop) is the source of this 786-nucleotide messenger RNA. Its product is annotated as ubiquitin-conjugating enzyme E2-17 kDa-like. Gene Ontology annotation, molecular function: ubiquitin conjugating enzyme activity. The transcript is spliced from 4 exons. The record is from RefSeq and is a predicted model, not a curated record. Bases 129 to 575 code for a protein of 148 amino acids. Gene Ontology annotation, cellular component: nucleus. Lineage: Eukaryota; Viridiplantae; Streptophyta; Magnoliopsida; Rosales; Cannabaceae. Gene Ontology annotation, biological process: protein polyubiquitination.